Molecule: messenger RNA, 1641 nt
Organism: Aquila chrysaetos chrysaetos
Lineage: Eukaryota; Metazoa; Chordata; Aves; Accipitriformes; Accipitridae
Gene: CHEK1
Product: checkpoint kinase 1
Exons: 12
Coding region: 58-1488 (476 amino acids)
Biological process (GO): protein phosphorylation; mitotic G2 DNA damage checkpoint signaling
Cellular component (GO): site of double-strand break; nucleus; cytoplasm
Molecular function (GO): protein serine/threonine kinase activity; ATP binding
Source: RefSeq, a predicted model, not a curated record
GGCGCGGUGGCGCCGGCGGGAAAGGGUGGCGUGGCGGGAGCGGGGCCGGGCCCAGGGAUGGCGGUUCCCUUCGUGGAGGACUGGGACCUGGUGCAGACGCUGGGAGAAGGCGCCUACGGGGAGGUGCAGCUGGCCGUCAACCGCCGCACCGAGGAAGCCGUGGCCGUGAAAAUCGUGGACAUGAAGCGAGCGGCCGACUGCCCGGAGAACAUCAAGAAGGAAAUCUGCAUCAACAAAAUGCUCAACCACGAGAACGUCGUCAAAUUUUACGGGCACAGGCGGGAAGGUGCCACGCAAUACCUCUUCCUGGAGUACUGCAGCGGUGGCGAGCUCUUCGACCGCAUCGAGCCAGAUAUCGGGAUGCCGGAGCCAGAGGCGCAGCGUUUCUUCCAGCAGCUGAUCGCCGGCGUGGUCUAUCUGCACAGCAUCGGCAUCACCCACCGUGACCUGAAGCCGGAGAACCUGCUGCUGGAUGAGCGAGACAACCUGAAAAUCUCCGAUUUUGGCUUGGCCACCGUCUUCAAGCACAACGGCCGGGAGCGGCUGCUCAACAAGAUGUGCGGCACCCUGCCCUACGUGGCCCCCGAGCUGCUGCGGCGCCCCGAGUUCAGGGCUGAGCCCGUCGACGUCUGGGCUUGCGGCGUGGUGCUGACCGCCAUGCUGGCCGGAGAACUGCCCUGGGACCAGCCCAGCGAUAGCUGCCAGGAAUACAGCGACUGGAAGGAGAGAAAAACCUACCUCCCGCCUUGGAAGAAGAUCGAUUCAGCACCCUUAGCUUUGCUGCACAAGAUCCUGACGGAGAGCCCGACGGCGAGGAUCACCAUCCCUGACAUCAAGAAGGACCGGUGGUACAGCAAACCCCUCAAAAAGGGCGUCAAGCGGGCUCGUGUGUCCUCAGGGGGGGUCACCGACUCCCCUGGUGGCUUCUCCAAGCACGUCCGAUCCGAUAUGGACUUCUCGCCGGUGAAGAGCGUGCUCGGCGAGGAGAAAGCGAGCUACUCCACGUCGCAGCCGGAGCCCGGCACCGGCGGGACGCUCUGGGAGAGCGGGGCGGCCAGCAUCGACAAGCUCGUGCAGGGCAUCAGCUUCUCCCAGCCCGCCUGCCCCGACCACAUGCUGGUCAACAGCCAGCUCCUCGGCACCCCCGGCUCCUCCCAGAGCCCGUGGCAGCGGCUGGUGAAGCGGAUGACGCGCUUCUUCACCAAACUGGACGCCGACGGCUCGUACCGCGCCCUGAAAGAGGUCUGUGAGAAGAUGGGGUACGGCUGGAAGAAAAGCUGCACGAACCAGGUCACCAUCUCAACCACGGACAGGAGGAACAACAAACUCAUCUUCAAGGUGAACCUGGUGGAGAUGGAGAGCAAGAUUUUGGUGGACUUUCGCCUCUCCAAGGGCGACGGUCUGGAGUUCAAGAGACAUUUCCUGAAAAUCAAGGGCAAGCUCAGCGACAUCGUCAGCACCCAGAAAGUCUGGCUGCCCGCCACCUGAGCCCCCUGCACCCCACCUGCCUCCUCUUCCUCCUCUUCCUCUUCCUCCUCUUCCUCCUGGCGGGGCUCCCACGGCAGCACCCAAAGGCCGUGAAGGCGACCAGCCGUGCACUUCAGAUUUUAAAGGUUCAAUAAAGCGCUGGGGGGGGACGAA